This is a messenger RNA of Notolabrus celidotus (New Zealand spotty), 1504 nucleotides long. RefSeq names its product serine/threonine-protein kinase pim-1-like. NCBI's taxonomy places the organism in Eukaryota, Metazoa, Chordata, Actinopteri, Labriformes, Labridae. The transcript has 7 exons. Gene Ontology annotation, biological process: protein autophosphorylation; negative regulation of apoptotic process; regulation of mitotic cell cycle. Gene Ontology annotation, molecular function: protein serine/threonine kinase activity; ATP binding. The record is from RefSeq and is a predicted model, not a curated record. Gene Ontology annotation, cellular component: cytoplasm. The coding region runs from base 169 to 1338 and encodes 389 amino acids.
GAUGUCACAAAGGUCUGACAGGACUGAAUAAAUCUUACUUGGCUAUAUACCAGUUUGGCAUUUUCACUUAUCAUUUCGGCGGAUAACCACAACCACAGCGAAGACCACAGAGAGACCUCCUUUGGCUCUUCCCACAUUACAGCGGAUAACCACAACUAUUUGAGAGUCAUGGCAUCCAGAUCGUGCAAAUCGAACAACACUGUUCAAUGCUCAGCGAGCACAAAGAGACACUCUGAGGAGAGUCUUGAAAGACCCAGCAAGAAGAGCAGGACAAGUCCAUCAAGUCCCUCCGACAGCUCAGUUAGCAGUAGACCUUGGAUAGUUACUGGGGAGAGUACGACCAGUUCAAAAAGGAAGUCCACUGCUGAUGAGACCGAAGAGGGGCCAAGGAAGAGGAGCAGAGUGACCCCCAUUCCUGCUGAAGACCACAGAGAGACCUCCUGUGGCUCUUUCCACAAUGAGGACGCUCAACCUUCAAGCGAUCUUGAAGACCAUGACGUCCCAAAGAUUAGCCGUCUCGCUAAAGCCAUUAAAGCUGCUUUCGAAGAGAAGUAUGUGGAGCAGGAACUCCUCGGGAAAGGAGGCUUUGGGGCAGUCUUUGCUGGCUACAGGAGACAGGACAAUAUGCCAGUUGCCAUCAAGCACAUUCAUCUGUCAUCAGUUGAUAUCAUCAAGCCUGGGGAUUCUGGGGAUCGCGAACUCCCUCUGGAGGUUGCACUGCUUCAGCAAGCAAAUCCACCAGAAUCAGGACCCAGUGCAGUCGUGGGCCUGCUCAACUGGUACGUUGUGGGGCAAGAAGUAAUUAUUGUUCUGGAGCGACCAGUCCCCUGCAUGGAUCUUGGCGAUUAUUUUAAAACAAGACAGUUCCCUAUGCCGGAGCAUGAGGCGAAAAUCAUAGGAAAGCAGUUGGUGGACGCCCUCAUAGAAAUCCACUCCAGAGGUGUUUUCCACAGGGACAUCAAGAUGGAGAACAUCCUUAUUGAAACCGGCUCUGAUGUCCCUCGUGUGCGCAUCAUAGAUUUUGGAUGUGGCACAUUUGUAACUGAGGAGGCCUACACUUCAGGACCAGGAACCCCUAUGUACAGAUCCCCUGAGUGGAUAAUCAACAGGAGAUACAAAGCUGAACCAGCCACAGUAUGGCAGCUAGGUGUCUUGCUUUAUAAAAUGGUUCAUGGAUAUUUCCCCUUUAACUACCCCAAAAAUAAAGUCUUUGGAAACCUGUAUGUCAGAAAUAAUCUCUCCAACAACUGCCAGGAUUUUCUACAGAGCUGUCUUCUCAAGACCCUAGAGGACAGACCUACCCUGGAGAUCCUGAAGGACCACCCUUGGCUGGUUUAGCCAGGACAACGGGGGGCCCUCUUACCCAAAGUCUAAUGCCACCAUCCCAUUGCACCAUGAUAUGAAAAAAUGUAAAAAGACUUUGUCCUUAAGACUACAACAGCUCAUAAAAAUGGAUCCAGAGUCUUAUUGAACGGACUGAAAACUGAAAAAAUACAUGCCAAAA